AUGUCUCUAAAACCAAGAAGGUUUUGCGUAUGUAUCUAUCUAUCUAUCUAUCUAUCUAUCUAUCUAUCUAUCUAUCUCAUCUUUUCAUUAUCUAUCUAUCUAUCUAUUUAUUUAUUUGAGACUGAUGAUAUCUAUAUCUAUAAAACAGACGAUGGCAAUAAGGAUGUGUGCAUGCAAGCGGGGAUCAAUCUGUGGAUAAACAUAUCUUUCGCAUUUUGUUCAAAUCUAUCUAUCUAUCUAUCUAUCUAUCUAUCUAUCUCAGUUUGUUCAUAUCUAUCUAUCUAUCUAGCUAUCUAUCUAUCUAUCUAUCUAUCUAUCUAUCUAUCUAUCUAUCUAUUACAUCUGUUCAUUAUCUAUCUAUCUAUCUCAGUCUGUUCAUUAUCUAUCUAUCUAUCUAUCUAUCUAUCUAUCUAUCUAUCUAUCUAUCUCAAUCUGUUCAUUAUCUAUCUAUCUAUUUCAGUUUGUUCGUAUCUCUCUUUGAUCAUAUCUAUCUAUCUAUCUAUCUAUCUAUCUAUCUAUCUAUCUAUCUAUCUCAGUCUGUUCAUUAUCUAUCUAUCUAUCUAUCUAUCUAUCUAUCUAUCUAUCUAUCUAUCUCAGUCUGUUCAUUAUCUAUCUAUCUAUCUAUCUAUCUAUCUAUCUAUCUAUUUCAGAACAGCCGUUAGACGUAACACGCAUCAAAACGAUAACUUAACCUUGAAGAGCAGAAUACCAAAUCCUUCAUCUAUCAACUCGAUUACGGAAAGUUGUCCAGAUCAAUUCGAUAGGCUUCUUCGUGUUUCGAACACUCUUGGCUGUCGACUUAACGGGGAAGAAGCGGACAAAUUUAGACAUGAGGAGACAAAGUCGAAAUUCAAUAAUUCUGGUUCUAUCUAUCUAUCUAUCUAUCUAUCUAUCUAUCUAUCUAUCUAUCUAUCUAUCUAUCUAUCUAUCUAUCUAAUUAUCCAAUUCUCGAGAUCUAUCUAUCUAUCUAUCUAUCUAUCUAAUUCUCUAGAUUAUUUAUCUAUCUAUCCAAUUUUCGAGAUCUAUCUAUCUAUCUAUCUAUCUAUCUAUGUAUCUAAUUCUAUAGAUUAUUAUCUCAUUCAUCUAUCUAUCUAUCUAUCUAUCUAUCUAUCUAUCCAAUUUUCGAGAUCUAUCUAUCUAUCUAUCUAUCUAUCUAUCUAUCUAUCUAUCUAUCUAUCUAAUUCUAUAGACUAUCUAUCUAUCUAUCCAAUUUUCGAGAUCUAUCUAUCUAAUUCUAUAGACUAUCUAUCUAUCUAUCCAAUUUUCGAGAUCUAUCUAUCUAUCUAUCUAUCUAUCUAUCUAAUUCUAUAG
Messenger RNA from Acanthosepion pharaonis, 1311 nucleotides. The record is from the annotation of a GenBank genome assembly. Lineage: Eukaryota; Metazoa; Mollusca; Cephalopoda; Sepiida; Sepiidae.